AUGCUAGAAACAGAUAUUGUGCUUAAAAAUCCCGAUACAGUUAUCAGGAGUAAAGGGAUAAGUUAUCGAAAUGAGAUGAUAAAGGAAUUUGAGAAACAAAUUCCAGAAUUGUUAAAUUUGGGGCUUAUUAGGCACAGUACGAGUGAGCAUAGAAGUGCAGCAUUCAUGGUAACAAAUCAUGCUGAACAAGUACGAGGAAAAUCCAGAAUGGUUAUUGAUUACAGAGAUUUGAAUAGAGAAACAAGAGAUGAUGGGUAUAAUUUACCUAAUCAAGAAUCUCUUAGAAAUAGAAUAAGAAGGGAGAAGCCCUCAGUUUAUUCUAAAUUCGAUCUCAAAUCAGGGUACUGGCAGAUAAAGGUCAAAGAAAAAGCAGUAGUUCUUACAGCCUUCACAAUGCCCAUUGGGCUUUUCGAAUGGCUGGUUAUGCCAUUUGGAUUGAAGAAUGCCCUAAGAAUUUUCCAGAGAAGGAUGGACAAAGUGUUUGGAGGAAUGACUGGAUUUGUUGCAUUCGGUCACUACAGCACUCAGUGUACCCAGAAUCCUAGAUCAAGGAAAGGGAGAGGAGAAAAAAUACAGAAAAAUGAAGAGAUCACGAUCAAUAGAAGUUUUCUAGAAACCAGAAAGGAUAAGGAAACAGCUGAAGUCGAAGCAGUCAAUAUUGAUUUGGUUCUUGAAGAUUUUCUGUUAAGAACUCCAGAAAUUUCAAAAGGAAAAAGGUUUUUGCUAAAAGGGAUAAUUAAUAAUCCAACAAUUCCAGCAAAUACACCCUUUUCAGUCUAUCUUUGGGAAAUAGUAGAAAUUUUGGAAGAAUUUGAAUCCAUCAUUUUAGAAUAUUUCAUAGUCAUUAACAGGGAAAAAUAUCCUGAAUUAAAGCAGUUUUGGAUGAAGAGCAGAUUGUGUAUUCCGAAGCUACACAUUCCCAGAAGCAUUAAACCAGAACUUCUUAUUGCAGUACAGAAGACUUUGAGGACGGGAGAAAUCCAGUUUUUUGGUUUCAGUAAAACAGGGCAAGCUUUCCACUUUCUACCAGCAAUGGUAAAAUAUGUGCUAAAUUUUACCCAUCCAAGACGGAUUUGGUGGACUAGCUAUAUUGAACCAGUUGAGUUGAAAACAGGAAAAGUCUUGUUUUGGAAUCUUUUUCCAGAGGAUUGGAAAGAAGGAAUCGUUUCAGAUUUUUAUGAAGAGGAACCAGAUUGGGAGGAUUUUUAG
Molecule: messenger RNA, 1209 nt
Organism: Malania oleifera
Lineage: Eukaryota; Viridiplantae; Streptophyta; Magnoliopsida; Santalales; Ximeniaceae
Exons: 3
Coding region: 1-1209 (402 amino acids)
Source: RefSeq, a predicted model, not a curated record